This is a messenger RNA of Amphiprion ocellaris (clown anemonefish), 8370 nucleotides long. Its product is annotated as metal transporter CNNM3. Bases 16 to 2256 code for a protein of 746 amino acids. The record is from RefSeq and is a predicted model, not a curated record. NCBI's taxonomy places the organism in Eukaryota, Metazoa, Chordata, Actinopteri, Pomacentridae. Gene Ontology annotation, molecular function: transmembrane transporter activity. Gene Ontology annotation, biological process: magnesium ion homeostasis; transport. The transcript is spliced from 12 exons. Gene Ontology annotation, cellular component: plasma membrane.
UUGACCAAUUCCAAUAUGGUGGCCAGCUUGGCAGGUCUACGGUUCCUGUUGAUGAUAUUGUUGUUCUGCGGGAUCAGGUACGGCGCCUGCAGCCAGGAAGCUCCGCAGGUCCUGGGGCUGCGGCUGGAAGACCCGGAGGGCCUAGUGUGCAUGAAGAAACGGAUCAUCUCUGCGCCAGAAGGAGCCACGUUCAAGCUCCGUCUCUUCGGGGUUGUGAAUGGAAGCUGGCCGUCGGUGGCGUUCGCAGGGGCAGCUGGCGGAGCGGCCGGGGCAAUCGACGACGCGCAGGACCCCUGUGAACAGGAGUCCAACCGCCGGGAUUCCGCCUUCCAGGUGAAGGAGAGUUUCGUGAAGGAUGAGGAGUACAGCGGGCUGCUGACGGUGGAGGUCCGGCGGGGGAGCAUCUCUAGCGGCGAGCAGAAAUACCAUCACCUGUGCGUGCUGAACGGAGAGGAAUGGGCAUCUGUGGGCCCGGACAGACUGCGGGUAAACACCGACAAGUGUCUGCCCGCAGAGUACAUCCCUCCAUGGGGUCUGGCCGUGCUCAUCGUGCUGCUGCUGCUGGCCUGCGGGAUGCUGAGGACCGUGAACCUGAGCCUGCUGUGGCUGGACCCGGUGGAGCUGUACGUCCUCCACAGCUGCGGCUCCGAGGAGGAGAAACGAGCCGCUAAGCGUCUGGAGCCCAUCAGGAGGAGGGGAAACUUCUUGACAUGUUCUCUGCUGUUCCUAUGUGCGGUGGGACACUCUGUCCUGGGUGUCCUCCUCUACCGGGCGCUCGGCUCCAUCGUCUCUGCGGUGUUCACCAGCGGCGUCCUCAUCUUCUUCCUGGCUGAGUUGGCUCCUCAUAUCCUCUGCUCCGGCUAUGGCUUCCAGCUGGCGCCGGCUUUGACCUGGCUGGCCCAGGUUUGCAUGGUUCUCACUUGCCCCCUGUCCUGCCCCCUGGGGCUGAUCCUGGACCUGGGUCUGAGGAGGGACAUCAGCACCUGUGGGAUCAGGGAGAGGGCCAUGGAGAUGAUCCGCACAAGUGUCAAUGACCCGUACAGUGAGUUUGUGAAGGAGGAGUUCAGCCGCGGGACGCUGCGCACUAAGACGGUGGAGGACAUCCUGACCCCUCUGAAGGACUGCUUCAUGCUGGCCAGCUCAGCCGUCCUCGACUUCUCCACCAUGUCGGAGAUCAUGCAGAGCGGAUACACCCGGGUGCCCAUCUACGAGGAGGAGAGGUCCAACAUUGUUGAAAUCCUGUAUGUGAAAGACUUGGCUCUGGUGGACCCCGACGACUGCACCCCCAUGACAACCAUCACCAAGUUCUACAACCAUCCGCUGCACUUCGUCUUCAACGACACCAAACUGGACGCCAUGUUGGAGGAGUUCAAGAAAGGCAACUCUCACAUGGCCAUCGUGCAGAAGGUGAACAACGAGGGGGAGGGGGAUCCUUUCUACGAGGUGCUGGGAUUGGUCACCUUAGAGGACGUCAUCGAGGAGAUCAUCAAGUCGGAGAUCCUGGAUGAGUCCGACGGCUACCUGGACAUGAAGGUGAAGCGUCCCCUCGCUCCGCUAGAGAUUCCUCUGGAGCCUCGCAGCGCCCACGAGGAAUUUUCUCUGUUCAAGCCUCCUGAGGGAGAACCCAAGAUCCGCACUUCGCCACAGCUGCUGCUGGCCACACACCGCUUCCUUUCCAGAGAAGUGGAGCACUUCAGCCCACUACGAGUGUCUGAGAAGGUGCUGUUCCACCUGCUGCGCCAUCCCAGCGUCAACCAGGAGGUACACUUUGACCCCAGCAACCGGCUGAGCCCAGGACACUAUCUGUACACCCGCAAUCACCCAGUGGACUACUUCAUCCUGCUGCUGCAGGGUCGUGUGGAGGUGGAGAUUGGCAAAGAGGGGCUGAAGUUUGAAAAUGGGGCGUUCACAUACUACGGCGUGUCUGCUCUGACGCUGCCAUCUUCAGUGCAUCAGUCUCCAGUGUCGACCCAGCGUCACUCUCCCAGGGAUCCGUUCGAGUCAGCAGAGGCCACCAGCCCGUCCAGCUAUUGUCCUGACUACACCGUCCGAGCUCUUACUGACCUGCAGCUCAUACGGGUGACACGUCUGCAGUAUCUGAACGCUCUCAUGGCAUCACGCGUUGGCCAGAGUCCAGAUCCUCCUGAGAUCAAGAUCCUGCCAAACAGUCAGACCAAGCUGCUCAACGACAGAAACACCACACAAGAGUUUCCUGUAAACUUUUCUUUCUUUGAUACCAUUGAGAACUACUGUUAGAGUUUAUUUUGCAUGAGGUGGCAGCAGAGUCCAGGAGAGCUCCACAGAAGAGGAGGCUCAUGGGUAGUGCAGUUUCUGUCUGCCCGCUGUAAAAACAACAACAACAACAAAAACCUGCGACAAAAUAUAGAUUUUAGUUUGUUUUUAUUGAGAAUCAUCUAUGGCUGGAACGUAGUUAUUGGGUAAGACUGGAGUGAGAGUGAUUUUAUUUGUCUGUUGUGUAGAUCCUUUGCUCACACUUCUCAUCUCCAUCUCCAUUCCUUCACGUGCUUUCCAUUGAAUUAUGAUUUUAUGUUGUUUUAUACUCUUUGGACUAUAUUUAUAUAUAAUAUACAAAUAUAGAAAUAUAGCAUGGCAAGAGGAAGUAUGUGAACCCAUUGAAAGGAUCUGGUUUUCUGCAUUCAUUUCUCAUAAGAUUUAGCCUAAUCUUCAUCUAAAUCACAAGUAUAGACAAAUAAAAUGAACAUCAGUUAAUACGACACAAACAAUUCUAGCAUUUCAUUUUCUUUACUGUAACUUAAAGACAUAUUUAAAAUGCUGAUCAUUCCAAACGGGUUGCUUACCGUUUCUUGCCACUGUAUAUAAAUAUGCUUUAUUUUUAUUUGGCGGUGCCUUUCUUCUAGAUUUGACCUUCUGUAUUAAACUCAUUGCAUUGCCAUUCCUCACUUUUGCCUGUCUGAGUGCCAAAGCUACAUGUAUGAUUUCUAUGUGUGUGUUCUCUUGUGUAUACCGCAGCAUCCGUCCAUUUACGACACUAAAAAGUUGGUUCAAAGCAAAUUUGCACAUUAACUGUGUGCACUGUUGGUUACGUAUCAAGCUAUUUUGAAAGAUGUGAGGUGCGUCCAGAUUUUUAUGCCUUCCUCUCACAUCGCUGUCACACACACAGGUGUGUGUGUUGCCAAAAACUAAAACUUUAGCUUUGAUCAAUCAGUGGCUGAUCAGUGUGGAUGCUGUAAGUUGGAAAACAAGCAGGGAGAAGACUUUAAAGUGGCUGAGGGACUGCUUCCACAACCUUUUACUUGCUAGAAGGGUAGUAACUAAUUAUUACUUUCUCUGUGAAGUAAUCUGUUGAUUCGUUUCUUGAUUAAUCAAUUAGAUAUUUGGUCUAUAAAAUGAUGCCAAGAUGACAACUGUCUUAUUUUGUCUACAAAAAUAAUCAGUUUACUGUCUUAGAGGAAGAACCAGAAAUUAUUCACAUUCAAAAAUACAUUUAAGAUCUCUUUUUAAAUAUUUAAGCCAAAUAAACUUUCAAUUAGUUGUCAACUAAUCAAUAAACUAAUCGUUGUAGAUCUACUAGUUAGACUUCAGAUAGAUGCCUAUAUGCAUCUGCAGCACAAAGCAGUCUUGUCCUUGAAGUCGGACUGGUUUGUCGUGAAUUCUGGGUAAAUUCAGACUUCCAGUUUCCAUACUACCAUACUGCACAGUGUGCCAGAAUAAAAUUUAGUUUGUCCCAACACACAGUGUGUCAAAUGCAGUAUGCAAAAAAUACCAGGAUGUCCUACUACAUUUGGAAUGCUAGUCCUCUGUACAGUUACAUCAUAUAUGUCACAAUGUCCAUUUUACACGAGCUGGAACUGCUGUGAGCACACAGACGGAUGACAGCUUAUUUCAUACCGCAGUGAUCAAAGUUUAAUACUAUGACAAAGUAGUAUGUCCCAAAGGUAUGCAUACUGCAUGAAACGGUAGCACUUUGUGAGGGUAGCUGUAGUACGUAUUAAAAGCAAAAAGAUGAAGUAUGCAAUCUGAAGUGCAGUCUUUUUCUUCAGUUCUGCCAUUGGGAAGAAUUGCGAGACCUUUUUCAUUCAGUGAAGAGUAACAAACUCUUCUUUAGGAAUUACUUUCAAUUUGUAAAGUUGUAUCGAUUCUUUCAUGUCAGCUGGUGUCGGCCAUGUUUCAUAGCGUUGGGCAAGACAGAGGAAGAAACAGUUGAUCGGUCGUGUGACUUAAAUAUUCACUACAUCAGAGCUUAUUCAGAAAAGGAAUGUCCAUCUCCCAUGAAGCUCAUUACCUCGCUUUAGAAAAAGAAAAUCAGACUCAUUUAAGGAAAAAAAAUUAGAGGUUUUUUACGGUUUCCAUAAAGAAUCACUUUGUAGUUCAAAAAGCAAAUAAAAACACGUCACAGAAACACGGCUACUGAUUGUUACAGCAGAAACAUCAACUUCUUUUUAUGUUUGUGAAAGUAUUCAGUGGUUGGACCCCCUGUUUGACGGCGUAAAUAUUUUCUAAAAACAAAUUUAGGCACCCUGCCUACAGCCCUCUCCGGCAGCUUUUACAUCAACAGGAUGCAUCGACCAAGACACUCACUAGCUGUAUUUCCAUGACAUAUUUUUAUGCACACUUUGAAGUAUCACGUUGGCAAAAGUUGGCUUCUAAUCUGCUUGAUAAUUACAUGCAAAGAGUAUUCUCACAAUUAUCUGAGGAAGCAUCACAGCACUGUAGCUGUGGUCCAGCAGAAGGUGCUACAGAUCUGAUCUGUGUAAUUCAAACUGUGCAACUGGACGUCAGAUUAACCAUAAAUUGUGGUCAGAUUCAGUAACAUUCAUGUGUGUGUCCAAGGACAUUCAGAAGUCAAUUCUAAAGCACCUUAUCAGUUAUCCUACAUAUUGGAGUUGUUUUAACAUUCCUCUGCAUGUUUAUGUCUGUUUGUUUUGCCUAUGAAUGUGUGUGAGUGUAGCACACAAUGAUAUUUCACUAGUACAUAUCAGCAAGAAUCCAGUCUUCACUCAAUUACUCAUAUUGUAUGGUCUAAUAUGCAUUUGAAGCAUCUGUCAGUCAUUGUUGCAUGUGCGUAAACGUGGAAAAUAUCAGAAAUUGUCUCUGAAUAACCGCUGUGUUCCCUGAUAUUCAUAGGCAAAGGACAUGAUGAACAAAACCAUUAUUUUAAUAGAAAGGUUUAGAUUGUUUCAAGUCCAUCUUAAUGAAAUAUCCACAUGGCAAAUGAAGGCUGAAUCAUUCAUUCUGUUCUGACCAUGAAUCAGAGCCUAACUACACUGUAAAACGCGGGAAUAAAAAAAAACAUAUCUACAGUCUUGUUCUGUGCAGAACUGCAAGUGAAGGUGAGGACAAACCAUGUAACACUCCCAGGAAAAAAUGGUUUAGGUAUGGGGCAAUCACUUUUGGAUCUUUGCAUCUUUCCCGGAAGGCUUAACUACAGAUUUGUGAGGACCUGAAAAAAUGCGGAAAAAAAAAUUACAAAAAGAAAAUCUGUUUUCUUUGAACUAAUCUCAUUUCAAUUUGCUGCUUUGGAGUCUAUGAAUGAGACUGUGUAAUGUCAUCAGAAGGUGGUGAUAUCGGCUACAUGGCUGCAAUAAACAGAAGCAGAAGCCAGAAAUAAUAUUGGUUUGCUAACUGCUAAAAAACCUGGAAGAAGAAGAAACAAACAAAACUUUCUCCAUCUAUGGCAGAAAAAUGGAGAGAAUUCUUCAGGAAAGUUGUAAUCAUUCUCUCAUGUCUGCUAAUGUCAGCCAUGUUUCAUGCUGUCCAGAGAUGAAGUCAAUGAAAGAAACACCUGAUCAGUGUGAGUGAAAUGUUGUUACUGUCACACCUUAUUUGGAAAAUGUGUUUCCAUCUCCAGCAUGAACACUUUUCAAAGGAUAUACCUUGAGUGAGUGUUAAAACCUUGCUUUGAAAUUGGGAAGGUUCUUUCAAAUUUUGCUGUUUCUAUUGACUUAAGGCAGUACUUCAAAUAUAUGCUAUGAAAACAUGGCUAGUGGUACAUUUAAGCAUGUUUCAUCACUUUAAGCUGGAUUUAUGGUGUGUUUGAGCAGCUUGUGGACGUUAGACAGCGUUUAAACCCUCUCCAACCACAACCUUCUCUUUCUCAGAUUCCACUUCUGCUUUUAUCAUUUAUUACUCAGUUUUAAGUGUCAGUUUUCAUAUGAAUAUGCCAAUGCAACACUGGAGAGUUUUGUAUGUCUUCUCCUUUCAUGGCUUCUCCCUUCAGUAUGUUAUGUAGCUGCUUUUUAUACAUGUAAAAGUUCGGCAAACUUACUAAGCUCAACCACAGGGACUUAUUCUCUCCCACAGAAAACUCUGCUCCUCACCUGCCUAAACGCUCAUCUGAAGUUUUUCUUUUCUUUCUAUCUAUGUCACCAUGGAGUUCCUGAUUGUAUUAGGAAUAAAUACUGAAGUGGUCUUUGUUUGCCUUCUUCAGCAGUAGUGUCUAUACUGGACUUGUAACCGUCACCAUUGAUCUAUGGAUUCAUCUGCCCAGCAUUGUGAUUAUAUAGCCAUAUAUUCACUUUAACUGAAUCUGCUUGUACAAUCAUCCAUCCACCUGCAAGUCAUGGUUUCACGUAACUCUGGUUGGGAGGCUAAACAGGUGCUACAACUUGCCCAAGGGUGACCUGUAGGCCAUCGGACGGAAGGAGCAUGAUAGACGGACUGACAUCAUGGCUACACAAGGAACGGGCAACACUCACAAUUCAGAAAGCAAAAGAUCAAAUUAGAUGGAGAGAAAUGAUUGCCUAUGCUGAAUGGCAUGGCGAUCGAUUGAUGUCACCAUGGAACACAUUUGUAUAUAGCCCACCUAGCAGCUAGUUUGGCCCUCAAACAACGAAUGAGCAGCUGCCUCACAGAGCUUCAUCUCUAUACUCGUGGACUUGUGGUAGAAGUACGUAACCAGCCCCACCUGUCUAAACUCAGUCUUCCUACGUACACCCAGUUGUAGGCAUCUGCCUGUUGAACAUCUCAUUAACUUCAGCUGAACUUCACCAUGAAUUUUGCACAGAACAAAAGUAGUGUGGAUUUUAUUCUCUUUCAUUCAGUUGAUUUGUUUUAGAGUGGAGUUGAGGCAGAUGGUCUGUAGCUCUGCAAGAAAAAUUUUGCCACGGUCAGCUAAUCAUAUGUUUGUUUUCUGGAUUAAUCGAUCAGUUGUUUGAUCUAUUAAAUGUAGAUGAGUGUUUCCCAAAGUGCAAAAGAACAAAUGUCUUGUUUUGUCCACAACCCAAAGAUAUUCAAUUUCCUGUUAUAUAGGAGAAAAGAAGCUUCAAUCACAGAAUUUUGACUUUUUUUUAUUCUGAAGUAAUUCCUCAAACCAGUUCAUUGAUUCUCAGAAUGCCUGGUGAUUAAUGAAAUAGUCUGCAGCUAAAUGAUUAAUCGUUGCAGCUCUCAUGGUCUUCACAGCCAGCGUGAAGAGACGGACUAAUGUAUUAAGCUAGACUUGAAAAAAAUCCAGACCUUUAAAGGAUAAUUCUGCUUUUUUCUGGCUUGGCAUAUUUUCCAUCCGUGUGUUUUUAUGGAUCAGGGUAACUUUGCACUCUUUACCUCCUUUGUAGAGAUUCAAGAACACAGGAGAGCUCCCUGCAGGUUUCCAAAAAACAUGAGUCAUUUCAUUUUUUUGCUUCCAGCCAGCUUGAGUGGCCAUUUUGCUAACUGCAUAAGUGAUAUCUGGAUCUGAGAGCACAGAGUAACUUUUUGAAUUUUUUUUCCUGCAUUUACUGAAAGACAGAUGAUGUACCCUAACAUUGCAAAGUUGCGUGACCCAUAGAGUCACUUUAAUGGUAAUAGAGCAGCUUAAAUAAAGCAGAACGAUCCUUUAAGUAGCAGCAGGGUUGUUUAGCAGUCAGCUCUGCAUCAGCUUUGUUACAUUUGCACCAUUUGUCUCUUUGUGUGUUGAUUCGUUCAGUGUUAUCACUCUUGCAUAUAUUGCCGUAUUCCAGGACUUUCUGAAAAAAAUUUUUGACAAUGUGAUUCUGAGUAAAUAUUUUUCAGCUGUUUACUUAUAUUAUGUUGUAUUAAGUUCAUUUCUACAGUAUCAAAUGACUGAAUGUAAAAAGAUCGUCAUGACUUUGUGCUUCUUAAACGAAUUGAGAGAAAUGUUUUGAGUGGGGGCAUUUGACCAUGUUAAGAACUUUUUUUUCAUAUGUGACUGACUGCUUACAGCGUAUAACUCCAGGAUGUAGUUAAUAGGUCUCAGUUUUCAGGUACAACAUUGCUGUUACCACAAACAGUUUAAUCAGCUCCUCCUCUUUCUGUCCAGGUUACAUUUGUAUAGAAACUCACUUUUAUUCUAGUUUUUUUCGGGAAUGCUGCCAGUUUUUGGUUCAUUGAGACUCCACUGCAUUUAACACUUUCAGUAAUUUCUUAGGAAAUAAACUCGAAUCCUGUUCUGAA